Daldinia caldariorum is the source of this 1063-nucleotide messenger RNA. RefSeq names its product 40S ribosomal protein S22. The coding region runs from base 461 to 853 and encodes 130 amino acids. Gene Ontology annotation, biological process: translation. Gene Ontology annotation, cellular component: cytosolic small ribosomal subunit; ribosome. The record is from RefSeq and is a predicted model, not a curated record. Gene Ontology annotation, molecular function: structural constituent of ribosome. Lineage: Eukaryota; Fungi; Ascomycota; Sordariomycetes; Xylariales; Hypoxylaceae. The transcript has 2 exons.
GCCAACUGCCAACCAUCCCUCUAAUUCAUUUUUUUUUCUUACCUCCACUCCGUUCACUACAACCAAACUUUUGCACUACAAGCAACUCAACUCUGAGCGUCAAGCAAUUUCCCCUUCGCUCACGAUCCUCCACAGAGGUAUGUUAUAAUAGUAAUAAUAAUUCGCCAUGCCUUGAAUUAAAGGCAUUUAAUCCUUCCCCCAAUGCGCCCUUCAAGAAGCCGGGGGAGAGCAAUCAGAGACCUUGCCGCCGACCUUCGCAUCACGCAUCACGAUGGACGAGUUGGGUUUCUGAUACGCUUCUCCUCUCCAGUACUGAGCGGGCAGAACCCUCCCCAAAGUGGCACAUUGGGGGAGGGCACUCUCCAUGCUCUUGGCUUUUGAAGGCUAACCAAAACACCGUUACGAAACAGAUACCUCACAUCCUUUUCGAACGAUCUGAGAAUCUCGCACCACCGCCAAAAUGGUCAAGACUUCCGUUCUGAACGAUGCGCUCAACGCCAUCAACAACGCCGAGAAGACCGGCAAGCGCCAGGUUCUCAUCCGACCUAGCUCCAAGGUCAUUGUCAAGUUCUUGACCGUCAUGCAGCGCCACGGCUACAUUGGCGAGUUCGAGGAGGUUGAUGACCACCGAUCCGGCAAGAUCGUUGUGCAGUUGAACGGCCGCAUCAACAAGUGCGGUGUCAUCUCUCCCCGCUACAACGUCCACCUUACCCAGCUCGAGAAGUGGGUUGUCAAGCUGCUCCCCGCCCGUCAGUUCGGCUACAUAAUCCUCACCACCUCCGCCGGUAUCAUGGACCACGAGGAGGCCCGAAGAAAGCACGUCGCUGGCAAGAUCAUUGGUUUCUUCUACUAAAGCGGACGAAAAAAAGGGGGAAUUAAAAAAAGAACAAUGGGAUAGGAACUGACUGAGAGAGCAUUUUCGGCGUUUGGGAGGAAAUGGAUAAUGGCCAAGCUAAUGAUGCUUGAUGUUGUUUUCAGCCAAAUACACACCAUGAUACCACGAAAUGCUAUACAAAGUCCAGUUCUUGCAUGCGUCUAGCCUAUUGACUCGUUGUUUUUCCCC